Didymodactylos carnosus is the source of this 4359-nucleotide messenger RNA. The record is from the annotation of a GenBank genome assembly. Lineage: Eukaryota; Metazoa; Rotifera; Eurotatoria; Philodinida; Philodinidae.
UAAACGUGUGAUCUUUUUAACACAGCAAAUAUUUUUACGAAUCAUGGCUCUGUGAAACUGCUUUAUUGCCACCUUUAUCACAAAUUGCUAAUAACAUGUGUGAAAAAACAGAACAGAAAGAAAAACAGUAGUUUUUCUUGUGUAAAUUGUGUAAGAAUAUUAGCGGUUUCUCCCUCUUUUUUUAAGUUUCAGACGCAGAAGACUCGCUUAAAAUCUCGCUUAGAACCUUGAAAAAUUGUUUUCUGUAGGUUUGACGAUGUGCUCUUUCAUUUGGACAGGUCAAGGAAAUUUUUUAGUGAAAAUGAUUUUUCGAUUGAAAAACCAAGAUCUUUAAAAAACGGGUCUUUAAAUCGAAGCGGGCAAAAACCAUUGUGAUAUUCGGAAUCAGCACGUUCGAUUACCUAUUGUCAACUGAGUUUAAGCUCAAAAGCGAAAAGGUAGUUGGUGGCCUUCCCUCGUUAGUACCUUAUUCUUGUUUCUUUUGAACUCAAACUUCUUUCUCUAAUAAGUAAUGUAUCCUGUGUCCUUUUUGAUAUUGAUGCUUUCAAAGAGAACACAUUACACGUCACUUAUUAGAGAAAGAAGUUUGAAUUCGAAAGAAACAAGAAAAAGGGGCUAAGAGCUAAAGGACACUGUCGGAUAAAAAGUUCAUAUAAUCUCAUUAACGUAGCCAGGAUUUGGACUCAUUAUUUUGGUUUAGAACAUAUAUAAAAAUGUUCAACUGAGCGAAAAUCAAACCAUUUUUUGAAUUCUCAAAAAUCGCUUGGUUUUCCUCCGCUUGACGUUCUUAUUAGGAAAGUAUUCCUAAUGAGAACGAAGUUACCUCUAAUCAAACUACUGCUGAUUAAUCCUUUAUUUUUGAAGUUGAUUAAUUGAUUUAUGCACCAUUCGAAUCAGCAGAUGGUUUCACACUUUGUAGCAUAAAAAAUGUAUAAGUCGAUUACUUAAUUUGUAAUUGAUUACUUUUCACAAAAGGUAUCUGGUAAAAAGAAACUGCUACAGACGCUAUUUUAUCUCUUAUUCCGAUGCCGCAGCUUCAACCAUCAAAAUAAAUCAAGACAGUCUUUGCUCUCUAGUGAAGAACCGAUGUCAGCAAGAGCCAGGACGUAACUAGCAGAAAUUUAAGCAGAAACUUUUGCAUUAGAUUCUUCAAAAAUCAAAAUCACUAUAAUUACUCUGCGUUCGGUUUUUGGAUUUAAUUUCUGAUUAUUAAAGUUUUAGUUUUUGCUCAUUCUUUUAAUCGUGAUCUACAUCUAUUUCCCGAUUCCAUCAAAUCAUACAUGUAAAAAAUUAGAGAUUUUCUAGAAGUUGUGUGUGUGCACGCAUGCAGCAUCUGGAAGCAGGUAGAAAUACAAAAAUAACUAGGAAAUUAUUUUAAAAACUAAUACUGCUUCACCAUAUACUUGAGUUGUUUUAUAAUGAUAGCCACCAUCACUUUCAGAUGGUUUUGGGCUUGUAUAAUAUCCUUUGUCUUCUUGAGUCUUGAUCUGCUUUAGGUGAUGUUGUGAAAAGAAACGUUAUUGCAAAACUGAUACCUCAUCUUUGCUCACAAUGUAAAAUAUACAACACCUAUGGCCCAGCUGAAACAACAAUAACAGCCACGUAUCAUUUAAUAGAAAGAUCAGAUGGUCAAUCAUCAAUUCCCAUUGGUCUUCCUCUUCCCAAUUAUCAAUGUUACGUGUUAGAUGAACAUUUGCAGCCAGUUGUUUUGAAUGCAAUUGGAGAGUUGUACAUCGGAGGUGCUGGCGUUUGUUAUGAUUAUUUCAAUCGCCCAGAUUUAACAAAACAAGCGUUGAUUAGUAACAUUCCAGGCAUAACAAACAGAAAGUGUUAUCGGACGGGAGAUUUAGUGAAAGUUGGCUCUGAUGGUUUACUCUAUUUUUUGGGUCGAAACAACUUCCAAGUGAAGCUUCACGGACAGCGACUUGAAUUGGGUGAAAUCGAGAGCAUAAUUCUUCAGUCAUCCAAUGAUAUUUCAAACUGUAUUGUGAUCAAAGUCAAUGAUGAAAAAACGAAACAAGAUUAUCUAGUUGCUUAUAUAAGCACAACAAAUCGCUCGUUAGAAUCACACGUGAAACAAUAUUGUCAAUCAUAUCUUGCUACAUACAUGGUACCAUCCAUCUUCAUUCUUUUAGAUCGGUUGCCACUGAAUGAGAACAGAAAAGUUGAUCGAAAACAACUUCCAAAACCAAAUUUCUCAUUAUUACAAGAACCAGAAGAAUUUAUCGAGCCUAAAACAGUCGAAGAAGUCGAAAUUCAUCGACUAUGGUGUGAAGCAUUAGGUUUAGAUAAAAUAUCAUUAACACAAAACUUCUUUUCCGCCGGGGGUACUUCAUUGUUGUUAAUCAAAUUAUUAAAUCAUUACAAAAUACAUUUUUCUGGCAUCAGGAGUACAAAUCUAAAUAUAACAACAUUAUUUCAACAGACCACCAUUGAAGCACAUGCGCGGCUNAUCGAGCCUAAAACAGUCGAAGAAGUCGAAAUUCAUCGACUAUGGUGUGAAGCAUUAGGUUUAGAUAAAAUAUCAUUAACACAAAACUUCUUUUCCGCCGGGGGUACUUCAUUGUUGUUAAUCAAAUUAUUAAAUCAUUACAAAAUACAUUUUUCUGGCAUCAGGAGUACAAAUCUAAAUAUAACAACAUUAUUUCAACAGACCACCAUUGAAGCACAUGCGCGGCUGGUUCAAGCAAACAUGUCAUUAGAUAACAAUAAUCUACGAUCAGAUGUGAAGCAUCAACUGAAAAGAUUUCAUGUCACGGAAGCUGUUGCAUCUUCAGCUCAAGAACGUAUCUGGACUGAUGAACAAGUCAGAUUUGAUUCAGAUAAUCAAUUGGCCAUUUACAACAUUCCAAUCAUACUCAAAGUGAUAGAAGGACCCGUCUCUAUUAGUCGUUUACGUAAUGCUCUAUUGACCAUUAUUCAUAAACACUCGAUAUUACGAACAAAACUGAUAUAUUCACCUGAGGAAAAAUGUUUAAAACAGUACAUUAAAUCGAUGCCUGAUGAAGUUUUAACAUCGAAUCAUGAUGACUAUUACUCAUUCGAAAUGAGUGUAGGGUCUAAUGAACAAGAAUUUAAUACAAUUCUAAUAGCAGAAGUGAAUAGACAUUGGUUUUGCUUAGAAACAGGUAUUGUAUUUCGUUGUCAUAUUGUAAAACAUAAACUGAACAACAAUGAUAUCUUGGUGAAAGAUGAUGCGAUUAUAUUCAAUUUCCAUCAUUCUGCAUUUGACGGUAACUCUGUGAAACUAUUUUUAAGUGAUUUGCAAGAUAUUUACAAUGAUAAUUUCUCAAAUGAUAAUGACGAUAAGUUACAGUAUAUUGAUUAUGCUAUUUAUGAAAGACAAAUGCUUGAUGAUAAUUCAUCUGAUUCCACAAUGAAAGAAGCGAUAAAAUGUUGGAACAUGAUGUUAUCAGAUUAUGAUAUUUAUAAGCAACUGUUACUUCCCUAUGAUCAUUACGAGAAGCUGAAUCACACGCGAAGUGGCCGCGGUUCAAAUAUUCGGUUUUUCGUGCAGGAUACGAUUGUUGACAGAAUGAAUGUGUUUGCAAAUGAAAACAAUAUUUCUAUGUUUCAAUUGUUGGUAACAACUUAUAUGCUGUAUUUGCAUAAAUUGACGAAUAAUAAUGAUAUCUGUAUCGGUGUGCCGAAUACAAGUCUUGAUAAUGUGCAAGGUAUGAUUGGUAUGUUUGUUAACACGCUACCUUACUGUUCAAAGAUAGAUUCACACAUAACAUUCAAAGAUUUGCUGCUUAAAAUCCAUCAGUUAUGUUUAUCAGUAUUGCAAUAUUCAUAUCUACCAUUACAAGAUAUACUGAAAUUGUAUAGAGCCAGAGCAUCAACCACUACACAACACUUACCAUUUCUACAAACAUUAUUUGUUUAUGAAACUCGUGACUAUAGCUCGCCGAAUGUUUUAAAUUUCGACGAAGGCAAAUGCUCCAUCAUUCAAUGUGAAGAUGCAACCGAGCAAACUGCUGCGAGAUUUGAUUUGACAUUCACUGUAAACCAUGAUGUUCGAAAACAUCGUCUAUCUUGUUCAUUUGCGUACGCCUGUGAUUUGUUUAAAGAACAGACAAUAAAAAGAAUGAUGCAAAAAUUCCAGAUAUUAUUAGAACAAUUAUUUUCGCCGUCGUCUUCAUUCGAUCGUACAAGACAUUCGUUGAGUGAAUUAUCCAUAUUGUUGCCAGAUCAGAUGAAAUUGUUGCCAAAGGUGAAUGAAUCCGAUGUUGGUAGCAUCGAUAAUUCAUUACAAUAUAUUGAUUAUAGUAUACAUGAACGACAAAUGGAUAUGCAAGACGCUAAACAUUAUUGGAAACAAUUAUUAGACGGUUACUCUAUUGAUAAACAAUUGGCAUU